Dermacentor andersoni is the source of this 6981-nucleotide messenger RNA. Its product is annotated as leucine-rich repeat, immunoglobulin-like domain and transmembrane domain-containing protein 3. Gene Ontology annotation, molecular function: protein binding. Lineage: Eukaryota; Metazoa; Arthropoda; Arachnida; Ixodida; Ixodidae. The record is from RefSeq and is a predicted model, not a curated record.
AAUUUCCGCUCACAAGUCCGGGGAGACACAGAAAACAGUACAAGAAUAUACACAAAGAUAGUGCAGUUCGCCACAGACGUUUACGGGACAUAAAUUCUACGAGAGAAUUGGAAUUUCGGUUCUUCGAUGGCAUGGAGCGUCUAAGUUAACGGACGACCGUGUAUGUCGCAAAAACUAGCACAGGCUGCGACUUGGAAUUCUAUGCUAUGUGCCUAUAUGCGUCGCGAAAAUUGAGAGAAAGAGAUAGAGCGAGAGAGAGAAAUCGAAGAGAGGAAAGGCAGGGAGGUUAACAAGACGCACAUCCGGUUUGAGCGUUCUCGCAAAUCUGGUGCCCUGUAAACAUGUGUGGUGGACUGUUGAAAUACCUGCAGUUCCGUAAUUACGUGGAAACACUAAAAAAAACUUCAACGAGACGUAGAGAACGCGCCGGUAGUCAGCAAUAUCCGGGACUUAUGUAUACUUUAGAAAUUGCAAGUUAGUUGGGAACGUAAAUCACUUGGAUGCUUUAAAGAAACGCUACGAGGCCAAUGCUCAACAAAACUGAAACUUUAAUAACAACGCCCCACGAUAUCCCUAAAAAAGAAGUAAAAAAAAAGAGAAGAAAACGGCGGAGUUGAGGUUUAAGCAGGGUGGGUAAUACAGGGGGAAAAUAAAGCACUUAUAGCCAACAAAACGCUCGUGCAGUUAUAUUCAUGUGCACGUUACACAACCGAGGUGGCCAAAAUUAUUCUGGAGUCCUCUGCCACGGCGUCCAUCAUAGGAACCCAGAGUUGCUUUGGGACAUUAAAAUAAAUAAAUAAAUAAAUAAAUAAAUAAAUAAAUAAAUAAAUAGUUCCGUUGGUCGGGGUCGGUCUGUCAGGUUGUCCGUUUUCUUGGACGCGUGAGGCGGGCUUGCUAGCUAAAGGUAACAUAAGCGUAGCUAUGGAUCUGGCGGCAAUUUCGUAUUGUAGCGUCUGGAGAAAGAUUCUAGUCUGCACCUUUGCCUCUGCACUUGUAGUGGCUGCGUACCAUUGGCUACCACUGUCUCAGAGGGUGAACUUGGCAAAUUUGUUAAACAUAAACCUCAGUCCUCCUUCGGAUUCGGUCGAAUCCAGCGUGGCUCCCCGAGUAUGAAAUGAAAUCUCCAGCACGAAACCACACGAGGCUGUGUGUGCGCACAGCCUUCCCCGAUGCACGGAGGGAAGGAUGACGGGUGAAAAAAAAAAAAGGAAAAAUAAAGCCCCUCGCCGGCGCGCUCCUUCUCGUCGACGCCGCGAGAGCGCGCCCGGGGAGCACGCGGUUCGUCCUACGGGCGCGCUCGUUCGGCCCAGCAGCAGAGCCUGUCGGGCCGGUGUCGUGCACGGACGCGUGGUUGGUGAACUGCUGCGCCGCUCCUCCGUACGCUCCGAAGAUUUUUGACGUCAUCUGUGCUGCGCGUAGUCGCGCGGUUGUGGGUGACAAACCUCCAUCUGCGAAGUCGCCGCGAACGUUUUGAUUUGCGGAUAGACCCGGGCGGACAACUCUUUUGGAAACCGCGGCGAACUAUGCCGCCGGGUGCACCGUCUCCCGGAUCGGCUCCUGCAGGUCGAGUUUUCAUCGGCGCGCACUUGUCCACCGGAACCGGAAGAAGGAGGAGGCAGAGAGCAACUGAGGAAGCUGGAUCUCCAGCAAGUGCCCUGUGAAAUCGACGACGCGCCGUGAUUCUGCGUUCUCGAGAGGUACAACCUGGCCAUGUCUGGCGCGCUCUACAGAGUGAGCUGAAAGACAAAAUAAAGGAAAACGCAAGCGCAUCUUCCAUUACCAUGCGAGUACUGCCAGUGUCCAGGUAUGAAAGCCUUGUCGGACGUCUCCCGACAGCAGCAGCUGGCGAGCAAUAGAUGCGAACCCAGCUUGAGCGCGCGGAGCCGUCGCCCCGCUGACGGCAGGUCGGGCGUACCAUGCACCGCACGGGAAUUCGUGAACUCUCCGGUGACCGGGGCAGCUGACAGGGCCUCGCGCGAGGCCACGUAACCAGCCCGGGCCGAAUAUUCCACCGAUGGCCGCGGCGGCGAUGCGCGAACCCGGGCCUCCUUGACGGGGGCUCGCCGACGAUGCCCCGGACUGUGUCGCGAGCCUCCUUCUCUCCGAGUGCCCUCGUCCUCACACUGAUCAUCAUGGCGGCCGCCGCGGGCGCCGGCGGCACGGCUUCACCGCACGGCGGCAGCUGCCCGUCGGCCUGCAGCUGCAAGUGGAGCGGCGGCAAGCGCACCGCCGAGUGCGCCGGCCUGAUGGGCAGCGUGCCGCAGCACCUGCCCAGCGACACGCAGGUGCUCAACCUGACGGGCAACAUCCUCAAGACGCUGCCGGGCGGCCACUUCCAGCAGGCGCGCCUGGUGCACCUGCAGCGCAUCUACCUGUCCCGCUGCGGCAUCGUCCUGAUGGCGGACGACGCGUUCCGCGGCCUCAACAACCUCGUCGAGCUCGACCUCAGCCACAACUUCCUCACGGCCGUUCCCAAGCUGGCGCCCUACUGCACGCUGCUGCGCCGCCUGCAGCUCAGCGCCAACCCGAUCCAGAGGCUGGGCGGACACAGCUUCCGCGGGCUGCACAGCCUCGUCUCCCUGGAGCUGAGUCAGUGUCAGCUGGCGUGGCUCGAGACGAACGUCUUCGCCGACCUGCAGUCACUAGAGGUACUUCGCCUCGACGGCAAUCGACUGCGCUCGCUACCCCCGGACGGCCUCACACUGCCACCGCUGCACUCGCUAGACCUGAGCGACAAUCCGUGGCACUGCGACUGCAGCCUUCGCAGCCUGCGGCAGUGGAUGCAUCAGCGCAACGUGCCGCUCUCGGUGCCGCCUCGCUGCGAGGGGCCGCCGAGGCUCGCGCGCCGCCUCUGGAGCCAGCUGGAACCGGACGACUUCGCCUGCGCGCCCCGCAUCGCCGCCAGCGAGCUGCGCGUGGGCGCCGUGGAAGGCGAGAACGCCACGCUGCAGUGCGACGUCGACUCCCUGCCGGCGGCCAACGUCAGGUGGCUGUGGCGGAGCCGCGCCAUCGUCAACCUGUCGCUCAUAUCGUUUGGGCGCCAGAUGUACUUGCUGCGGGCGCACCAGAGCGGCCGCCGGCAGCAGACGAGCACGCUCACCAUCAUCAACGUGAUGCUCAAGGACAGCGGACGCUACCUGUGCGCCGCGGCCAACCGCGCCGGCAAUCAGACGGCCAACGUGACGCUCAUAGUGCGACCGCGUUCGGCCGACCUCGCGGCGCUGUCGGCGCCCGAGAUAGUCGGCAUCGUGCUAGGCCUACUUCUGCUCCUGGCCCUAGUCGCGGCCUCGGCGUGCCUGCUGGCGGUGCGCCGGCCCGCCCGGGGCCCGCGCGCCGCCAAGGAGACGCAGAUGCGACUCGAGUCGCUGCUGCUCGAGUCGAAGCAGCGCUCGUCGGACGCCGGCAGCCUGCAGGCCAACUCCGAGGAGCAGUCCGGCAGCCCGGCGCCCCUGCUGAGCUCCAACAAGAAGCCCGCGCCGGCGACGGCCAAGUCGGGCAUCGUGGCCGCCGUGUUGCGCGGCGAGUAUCGGACUCUGCGCGCGUGCCGCGGCGCGAACAAGGAGGAGGACGGUGGCGCGAGCGACGUGGUGACGGACGCGCUGCGCGUGUCCGCCGGUGCGCCGAGGCACGAACAGGUGUGCGCGACCAGGAAGCGACCCGCGGGAAUCGUGGCCAAUCCGCUGUCGCCGGGCGCGAGGGACUCGCCGGACGAGGGGCUCGGAGAUGAGCGAGAGUACGAGACGGACAUCCUCGACUGACAUCUCGGAGACGGACUGAUUGGACGCCUGCCAAGCAGUUCACGCCUGCCAAGCAGUUCACGCCUGCCAAGCAGUAGCCUGGAUCAUUGUUGCUCAUCAGCGUAAACGGUAGCAAGGACAUUCCAUGACGAAGAAAAAAACUUACAUUCUGGACUUCGCCGGCUGGAGUUCCAUGCGCAUCGAUGGUUUUGAGAGGCCUGUAUAUGAUACCAAGAGGAGUGACAUUAAGCGACAACGUUCCGUUAUUGUUAUCGAAUUCAACUGUUUUCGUCUGCACAGAGAUGGCUCCGAUGUAAGAGGACAUGAGUGUAAUAAUAUGAGGUUAAGCGCAAUAGAGCACGGUAAGACAAUAGAAGGGCACAAACACACAGCGCUGCUAACAACUAAGUUUUUAUUGCACGUGGUUAACACAUAUCAUGGUACAACAGGAAGAAAAGCCACCGUCGCAGUAAUAGAUUACUUUUUCGCUAAUCAUCAAUCACAGGCCACUACAACGCGAUAGAAACAGUAUAUCUUUUUUUGACAACGAAAAAGAUGGGCAAAUUAAAGAGUUGUUGCUUCUAUCUUUUUUUUUUUUUUUGAGAACGAGACAGAUGGGCAACUUACAGAGUUAUUUCUUCUAAUCAGAGGCCUGAAGUGAAUGAUUAUGCCGAAAAGUAAUCUACGCUACGACCGUGGCUUUUCUUCCCGUUGUACCAUGAUAUAUAUGUGUUAACCAUGUGCAAUAACUAUAUAGUUGUUAGUAGCGCUGUGUCUUCGUCCCCUUCUAUUGUCCUACAUGCUCUCUUGCGCUUAACCUCAAGUUAUGCAGUGCCAUCUAGCCCACCAGUCGGUUCGCUUGGAGUGUAAUAACGCCGCAUUAACUAUACACAGGGCUGUACAUCCAAACGUGAAGUAUAUUUUACGUGAUAAAGUAUUACCAGAGAAUCUCGCAAUGAAAUCAAGUUCGAAAAGUAAAUAUGUGAGAGAUUUACGAAAGUUGACCCUGGUAAAGGAAUAAUGAAUUUAUAAUUAAAGUCAUAGCAAGUCGGGCGCCAGAUGUUGUGUUGCAGCCGAAUUUGCUACAAGCAGUAGGCACUUUAUGUCGAUCAGCGUUUAUUUUUAGUUUCCCCUUUUCACGUGGACUGCAAGUGUCGCAGACUUAAGUUGAGCGUACUAGCAGUUGCAAUGAAAGUGUGGUUGACCUCCGAUUGAUCUCAAAUAGGUACAAAUAAGCAGGCAGAAUAGCUGCGGCCACAUAAGGUUCACACAGUGAACGAUGACGAAGACUUCAUUCUGGAGAUAAAGAAAUCCGCACGUGCUAACGUCGAAGUAACUGCACCGAUGAUGAGAUACGAGAAGGGUCAUCUUCCAAAAGACACCGACUCAAUAUUAUGGCUAUCUGAAAGAAAUUAUAAAGUGAUGAAGUGACGAAGAAGUCUACGGAAAAGACUCAUAAACUCUAUCAAGCCCCAUCGAAUACAAAAACAGUUGAGACCUAGCAUUGCAAGAGCCACAGCUCAAGGAAGCCGAUUGUAAAGUAUUCUGAAAGAGUGGAAAAAAGAAGAGAAAAAAGUCGCAUGAAAUAAAAUGGAAAAGAAAAAGACAUCCCACGUGGUCCUAGUAAAGAACGAAAGCAGCCAGUUUGAAGAUAUAGCAUAUAAGGAAAGAAAAGAGAAAACAAAAGCAGAGGAAACAAAGCGGGCCUAUAGCAAAGGCCAGAACCUCAUUGGAAGUGUAUUGGUGGUGUUGGCUGAGGCAAUUCGCAAUCGGUAAUUUCCAGCAAUAUGAAGGAGCCACGAUUUUGCCCGCCUACCCCACCACCUUGGCGCCCGAGUUCCUUGACCUCUAAGACAACGAUAGUUUCUCGCGAGUUACGACAUGUUACGGCGGUGGCCCAUAUUCUUGUUGGCGAUGAAAGAGGCUUUCCUUCGCAGCGAAGAGGGGCCGUCAGUUGUUGUGGUGCGUGAUUGUUGUGUCUGUGCGCCUGCUGGCUCGCGGUCUGCGUAUUUUAGUGUCUUUGUGUACCAAGCGGACCAAAGAAGGAGUGGCGAACUCACUUGCGCGCGGCCGCUCCUCGAACGCUACACGCCGCAGCCCACGACUACUACUACUACUACUACUACAACUGCUACUGCUACUACUGCAGCUUCCUAAUCAACAGGAGUUCGCAAAGGGAUGAUCAUCCCACGCGCGAAAAUAAGAAGAAAGAAGAAAGAAACAAAGCCAUAUCGAAGCACCACCUUCAUGUUCUGUGUGUGUGUGUCUGUGCUUGUGCGCGUCAUCGGCUCGCCGUGACAAAAAAAGAAGUGAACAAGGACGAAUGCGCCUGAUGCAGAUUGCGUGCCGUGCAAUACCUUCGAGACGAGAGGAGUCCCUGACUACGAUUGAGACGCCCUCUUCUCCCCCAGGAGAUUGACGUUGCGCGGAGGGGGGGGGGGGGAGGCGGGUCAACGUAGUGACAUCGACCUUCGUGUUCCAUCCCGGAUUACUACUUUUCUUUUUGUUGUGGUUGUUGCUAAAGUGCAACGCCUUAUUCCUUCAUUUACGAGAUCUAUGGCGUAUGCCACGUCACGUUACCGAUGCGAGACUAUCGGGAGCACAGCGACGAAGGAGAGAGGUUCAAUUCCUCCCACACAAAAACGAAAAGUUGCUCGACGUCGAAGUUUUAAAAUUAAGCUCUCCGUGACCAAAAAGAAAAGGGAAAGAAAACUCACCUUUUUCUUUCGGGCGGGUCACCUAAUUAAACAGCGAGAGACUCUCGGCUCGCGAAAUGUCGUUCGUUCUAGAAGACGCAGAAGCAGGAAACAGAGUAUCGGAACAUGCAUAACUUGGGAAAUGAGGACCGCGCGCAGGAGAAAAGGUAGACCGCGAAGGAGAGAGUGUGUUGGCUAGAGUAAGGAAAGAGGAAGUGAAGAAAUUAAAAAAAAAGAAGAAAGCGCAGGAAAGUAAAAUAAAUAAAGAGAGACAGAGAGAGCGUCGAGAUAUUGCUCUGUAACGACACUAGAGAGGAACUUAAAAACACGAAACAAAGACAAGAUAGCAUGUUCCCCCCGUCGACCGCGUAAGGUAGUUGGCUAAGGGCGCCCUUAGCGGCGCUAAUCCGCGUACCCUAUGUGGGGAUCGCGGGAGGGAUCUUGAGCGGCGACAAUGGGUCGUCCCAGGCCGGCAGGCCUCAUCCAUCUUGCUCUCGAAGGAACGGUGUCAAAUUACGUGCGAAUAUUAAAAUGUUUUGUUUUCCUUA